UCAGAAACUGAAAGAAGUUACGUCAAAAUUAUAAACGUGGCGAAGUAUAAAAAUAAAAAAUGUGAAAAAUUUAUUGUUUAAACAUGCAAUGCGUGGCCUUGCUCGUCGUGAUCAGUGCGGCGUCGUGUUCCAGAGUUAACUACUGCGGCUCCAAAAUAUGUGGACACAUUAAUGCACAUACAUUCUGUCAGUACCCUGAAGGUCCCAGCCCCAACUGCAUGGGAUACAUAGAGGCUCCUAUCACAAAUGAUGAGAAGGUGCGCCUGAUAGCUCGGUUGAACAGGAGGCGCAGCGAGGCGGCGCGCGGGCGCCUGUCACGCAGGUUGCCACCAGCCGGCAAUAUGCUGAAAUUAAUAGUAUUUAGUUCGACAGCGCUGGGUGGAGGAACUAGCUCGCGAAGCACAACGUUGGCUGACCAGUGCCGACCCGUGAGCACGCCUGAGGAACGGGACAUUUGUCGUGAUCUCUAUUCAGUAUCAGUAGGUCAGUGCGUGGCGUCGGUGGUGGGCGAGGCGCCCGGGCUCAGGGUCGAGUCUAUGAUAGAUCUGUGGCAUAUGCAGGCCAUGCUCUACAGAGGCAAUGUUACCUCGUAUAUACCUGCCACGAACAAAGCGGCGUACUACGGCGAUUUCGCACAAAUGCUAUGGGCGAAGACGUACAUGGUGGGAUGUGGCAGGAGCCGGUUCAUGGCCCCCUGGCGCGGACGACUCCGCAGCACGGAGCGUCUGGUGUGUAAUUUCGCCCCUCGCGGACCUCCCGCCGCGCAUGCGCUGUGGACACCGGGCCCCGCGGCCGCCGCCUGCGAGACCAGAUCACUUCCUGAUCCCCUGCUGACCGCAUUGUGCACAUAUCAACCAGAAUUUAUGAAUAAUUAUGAGGUAGACAAUACAAUGACAAUAGAAGAGUACGUUACGCUAAAUACAGUUCUAGAAAUAGAAGCAAACGAGUCAUUAAACUUUCACGGGAGUAUGGACGAGAUAUUUUUAACAAAAAUGGCGAUGUUAGCAAUGAGCAACGUGGUAAUUGGUACAGAACGUAACAAUUACAUACAGAAAAGAGAUGUUGCGGAUAUAGUCUUACUUGAAGAUGCAAAAGCUGAUUUAUACAAAAUUGCAUACGUCACAGAAUUGCAUAACGUGACCCUUGCUACCCUACCAUCAGUAAAAGAUAAAUCACGUAAACGAACGAAGAAAAUUAGUCUCAUUGGCAGACCGAAAACAUAUAAUAUGGAAGAUUUGAACGUCAUCAAAUAUGAAAAUGUUCAUAAGAUGAUAGAAGAAGCACCGAUAACCGAGAAGGACUUGUAUACUGAUUACGAAUUUAAAGAAGUUGAUGACGUGACCGACACAACGUCUAUCGAAGCUAAGAUUCCUUUGGUUACUGGAGACAAUGAAAGUAAUGUUAAGGAAAUGGAAAUACGUACCACCACUACGGUAAUGUCAGAAAACGAUACAUUGGUUGUGAAAAGACUAAAAAAUGCAAUGUUGAAUAACACAUUGAUGUACACGAAUAAUGAAACUAACGUUAUUGAUAAUAUUGAAGAUUUUCUUAAUGAUUCCGAGACUGUUCGUGCGCUACAAGACGCGUUAGACCGCAUGGAGCGGACCUUGGGCCCUACUCCACAAGGACAAGGGAAGGUGCGUCGAGAUCUCCGAGAUAUAACCGAAGAAUUGGAAUCUGAUGAAAACUCAAAUUACAAACAAACUGACAGCCCACCAGAAGUGAAAAGCAAUAAAACUAACGAUAGAGGACCAAUGAUGAACAUGGUCCUCAAAUACAUGCCUUAUUUGAAACACUAUGAGAAAGAGAUAUUGGGAAACGGCGCGGGCUGUGCGACCCCCGGCCUUUUAGUGCUAACUUUAUUUUUUGUGUAGUGUUUAGGUCUAUUGUUUAUAUUUUGGAAUUGUAUUGGCG
Manduca sexta (tobacco hornworm) is the source of this 1914-nucleotide messenger RNA. RefSeq lists its product as uncharacterized. The transcript is spliced from 11 exons. NCBI's taxonomy places the organism in Eukaryota, Metazoa, Arthropoda, Insecta, Lepidoptera, Sphingidae. Bases 84 to 1874 code for a protein of 596 amino acids. The record is from RefSeq and is a predicted model, not a curated record.